Saccharomycopsis crataegensis is the source of this 564-nucleotide messenger RNA. RefSeq lists its product as uncharacterized. The transcript has a single exon. NCBI's taxonomy places the organism in Eukaryota, Fungi, Ascomycota, Saccharomycetes, Ascoideales, Saccharomycopsidaceae. The record is from RefSeq and is a predicted model, not a curated record. Gene Ontology annotation, molecular function: RNA binding; DNA binding. Gene Ontology annotation, cellular component: nucleolus; exosome (RNase complex). Gene Ontology annotation, biological process: regulation of gene expression; maturation of 5.8S rRNA. The coding region runs from base 1 to 564 and encodes 187 amino acids.
AUGGAUUCUUCCGAGCUAAGUUCCCUAGUCACAAAUCUCGAGUCGAAAUUGGACUCUGUCCUGCCGCUCAUGAAAAAUCUCACCUCCUCAUCGCUAACAGAACGCCUUACUCGUGCUGGGUCUCCUCAAGAAAGUGUGGAAAUAGCAAACUCCUAUUCUGCCAUUCUUUGCUCACUACUUGAAACUUAUAUGAAUUUAUUGGGGAUCAAUCCAGAAAGCCACGAAAUUGCCAGUGAAGUGGAAAGAAUAAAAAGAUAUGCGUCGAAACUCAACAAGUUUUUAGGUAAGGAAGAAAAGCAAGCUUCGGUGGAGUCAAAUGUUGCUAAAAGAUUGAUCAGUGCUGCCGUUGGCAAACUGAGCAGCAUUAGUACUGAUAACAAGGUGAUCAAAUCGGAUGGUAAAGGUGUCACAGGAAAUGCUACGCUGAGGAAACCUACAAAGAGUAGUAAAUCACAGCAUAAGUCGAAAAAGAAUUCUGGAGAGAAAAGUCAGAAUGGUAGAGUUUCCAAACCGGAUAAGCCAAAGAAAAAAAAGAAGAGUAAAUCCCAAUCACAGGGAAAUUGA